Molecule: messenger RNA, 3099 nt
Organism: Tachyglossus aculeatus (Australian echidna)
Lineage: Eukaryota; Metazoa; Chordata; Mammalia; Monotremata; Tachyglossidae
Gene: ALDH1L2
Product: aldehyde dehydrogenase 1 family member L2
Exons: 23
Coding region: 27-2804 (925 amino acids)
Biological process (GO): biosynthetic process; one-carbon metabolic process; 10-formyltetrahydrofolate catabolic process
Cellular component (GO): cytoplasm
Molecular function (GO): aldehyde dehydrogenase (NAD+) activity; formyltetrahydrofolate dehydrogenase activity
Source: RefSeq, a predicted model, not a curated record
ACGCCCCUCGCCCCCGGAUCCCCGAAAUGCUGUGGCGAGUAGGGGGCCGCCUCUGGCUCCGGUCCUUCUCCACCGGACCGGUUUAUUAUCAAAACAGGCUGAAGUUGGCACUCAUAGGACAGAGCCUCUUUGGCCAAGAAGUCUACAACAACCUCCGGAAAGAAGGCCAUAAAAUAGUUGGAGUGUUCACCAUUCCAGACAAGGAUGGAAAGGCCGAUCCUUUGGCUUUGGCUGCUGAAAAAGAUGGGACUCCAGUAUUCAAGUUUCCAAGAUGGCGAGUCAAGGGCAAACCCAUUCAGGAUGUCCUAGAAGCCUAUAGCGCCGUCGGAGCUGAGCUGAAUGUGCUUCCCUUCUGCACCCAGUUCAUCCCCAUGGAUGUUAUUGAUUACCCAAAGCAUGGCUCUAUUAUAUAUCACCCAUCCAUCCUUCCCCGUCACAGAGGAGCUUCUGCUAUCAACUGGACUUUAAUUCAUGGAGAUAAAAAGGCCGGGUUUUCUGUUUUCUGGGCUGAUGAUGGGUUGGACACUGGGCCCAUUCUCCUGCAAAGGGAGUGUGCUGUUGAGCCAAAUGACACUGUGGAUGUUCUUUAUAAUAGAUUUCUUUUCCCAGAAGGAAUCAAAGCUAUGGUAGAAGCUGUUCAGCUAAUUGCUGAUGGAAAAGCUCCUCACAUUCCUCAGUCAGAAGAAGGGGCAACCUAUGAAGGCAUCCAGAAAAAAGAAAAUGCUGAGAUUGCUUGGGACCAGCCAGCAGAAGUGUUACACAAUUGGAUACGAGGGCAUGAUAAAGUCCCUGGAGCUUGGACGAAGAUAGAUGGCCAGAUGGUUACUUUUUAUGGAUCUUCAUUGUUGAAUAGUGCUGUGCCUUCUGGAGAACCACUGGAAAUCGAAGGAGCCAAGAAACCAGGCCUGGUUACCAAAAAUGGACUAGUUCUGUUUGGUAAUGAUGGGAAAAUGCUAAUGGUGAGAAAUCUUCAGUUUGAAGAUGGAAAAAUGAUUCCUGCCUCUAAAUACUUCUCAGCUGGUGAGACAUCUGCAGUAGAACUUACAGAAGAGGAGAUGAAAGUGGCAGAGAAAAUCAAGGCCAUUUGGGCUGGAAUAUUGAGCAAUGUCCCUGCCAUUGAGGGCUCUACAGACUUCUUCAAAUCAGGAGCCUCCUCUAUGGAUGUUGUUAGGAUGGUUGAAGAGAUCAAACAGCAAUGUGGAGGACUUCAGCUACAAAAUGAAGAUGUGUAUAUGUCCACCAAGUUUGACGAUUUCAUUCAAAUGGUAGUAAGGAAACUGAGGGGAGAGGAUAAAGAGGAAGAACUGGUGGUUGAUUAUGUUUCAAAGGAAAUCAAUAAUAUGACGGUGAAGAUGCCCUAUCAAUGUUUCAUUAAUGGACAGUUCGUGGAUGCUGAGGAAGGAAAAACAUACGAUACUGUCAACCCAACAGAUGGGUCUGCAAUAUGUAAAGUAGCUUACGCUUCAGUGGCUGACGUGGACAAGGCAGUGGCUGCUGCUAAUGAUGCCUUUGAAAAUGGAGAGUGGGGAAGAAUGAAUGCAAGAGAAAGGGGGAGAUUAUUGUACAGACUUGCGGACUUGCUGGAAGAAAAUCAGGAAGAGUUAGCGACCAUUGAAGCUAUUGAUUCAGGAGCUGUAUAUACUUUAGCCUUGAAGACACAUAUAGGAAUGUCUGUGCAGACAUUCAGAUAUUUUGCAGGGUGGUGUGAUAAAAUUCAGGGUUCUACCAUCCCAAUCAACCAGGCACGUCCAAAUCGUAAUUUAACAUUCACCAAAAAGGAACCCCUGGGUGUCUGUGCCAUUAUCAUUCCCUGGAAUUACCCCCUGAUGAUGCUAGCCUGGAAGAGUGCAGCGUGCUUGGCAGCAGGCAACACUUUAGUUCUCAAGCCAGCACAGGUCACUCCUUUGACUGCUUUAAAGUUUGCCGAACUUUCAGCAAAAGCAGGCUUUCCAAAGGGAGUUAUAAACAUCAUUCCUGGCUCAGGGGGCCUGGUGGGCCAGCGCCUUUCAGAACACCCUGAUAUUCGCAAGCUUGGCUUUACUGGUUCCACUCCCAUUGGCAAACAGAUCAUGAAGAGCUGUGCUGUAAGUAACUUGAAGAAAGUUUCUCUUGAGCUUGGAGGCAAAUCUCCACUAAUAAUAUUCAGUGAUUGUGAACUUGACAAGGCUGUGAGGAUGGGCAUGGGAGCAGUGUACUUCAACAAAGGAGAGAACUGCAUUGCAGCUGGACGGUUGUUUGUGGAAGAAGCUAUUCAUGAUGAAUUUGUUAAGAGAGUGGUGGAAGAAAUCAAAAAGAUGAAAAUUGGUGACCCACUUGACCGGUCCACUGAUCACGGCCCACAGAAUCACAAGGCCCAUUUGGAAAAACUUCUGGAAUACUGUGAAACUGGAGUGAAAGAGGGAGCCACGUUAGUGUAUGGGGGUAGGCAAGUCUUGAGGCCAGGCUUUUUUAUGGAACCCACUGUGUUCACAGAUGUUGAAGACCACAUGUAUCUUGCCCGAGAAGAGUCCUUUGGGCCUAUUAUGGUCAUUUCUAAAUUUAAAGAUGGGGAUAUCGAUGAUGUGUUGCAAAGAGCAAAUAAUACUGAAUAUGGUCUGGCUUCAGGAGUUUUCACCAAAGACAUAAACAAAGCUAUGUAUGUUAGUGAAAAGCUGGAAGCUGGCACAGUCUUCAUUAACACCUACAAUAAGACUGAUGUGGCCGCCCCCUUCGGUGGAGUCAAACAAUCCGGCUUCGGAAAAGAUUUGGGUGAGGAAGCUCUUCACGAGUACCUUAGAACUAAAGCGGUAACUCUGGAAUAUUAGAGCAGCUGACUAGACUCUGUCUUUCAUAAGUGUACCCUUCAAACCGACAGCCUUCAUUUCUUUUGCUCACCUCUGUGCACUUGUUAAAUGCCUCCAAGGUUGUUCUACCUGAAUCAAUGCAACCAACUAGCAAAAAAAUUGCAAUUUUUCUAUGGAUAAGGUUCUAGUCAUUUGCACAGGUACGUGCCCGAUCCUGUUUUUCCAAUCGACAUUUUACAUGAUUAAUUUACACCUAAUAACCUAACUUGUCGUACUGGGUUUCUACUGGGAUGCGCAUUAAAGAUUUUUUUUUAAA